GUGACCGCGGCCCCUCGGCCCAAGAUGGCGGACCUUCACCGCCAGCUGCAGGAGUACCUGGCGCAGGGGAAAGCGGGCGGGCCGGCGGCCGCGGAGCCGCUGCUCGCCGCAGAAAAGGCGCAGGAUCCCGAGGCGGGGAGCGCGCCGGCAGCGGCGUGGCUUGGCCGCGCGGGCCUGCGCUGGACGUGGGCACGGAGCGCCGCGGAGGCAACGGCGCCGGGCCCGGCGUGCCUGCCGAGUGUGACGCGCACACAGCGGCUGGCGGCGAGCGGCGGGUGCCUGUUGCUGGCCGCGCUGUGCUUCGUCCUGGCCGCGCUCCAUGCGCCCGUGCUGCUGCUGCGCGCCCGCAAGUUCGCGCUGCUCUGGUCCCUGGGAUCCGUGCUGGCGCUGGCGGGCGGCACGCUGCUGCGCGGCGGGGCGGCGUGCGGGCGCCUGCUGCGCGGCGAGGAGACGCCCUCGCGCCCCGCUCUGCUCUACGUGGCUGCGCUGGGCGCCACGCUGUACGCGGCGCUAGGCCUGCGCAGUACGUUGCUCACGGCGCUGGGCGCCUUCCUGCAGGUCGUCACGCUGCUGACCGCGCUGCUCACCCUGCUGCCCCGGGGCGCGGGCACCAUGCUGCGCGUAGCGCUCGGGCGCCUGGGCCCGGGCGCCAGCCUCGCCAAGGCGCUGCCAGUGUGAGAAGGUCGAGACGCGCCGACGGGACUGGACGCGGAGCCGGCCACCGAGACGCGCCCGAUGGGAUGGGACGUGGAGCCGGCUACGGGGACGCACCCGACGGGACGGGACAGGACGGGGAGCCGGCGCUGGGGCGAAGCAGUGCACCUGCGGGUUCCCAGGUGUGCGAGACAAAGGCCGUCCCCUUACUCUGCCAGCGAACCUCUACGCUUUGAGCCGCGGUUACAAAACAAGACACGAGCGGUUUUGGGAAGCUGCUCAAUUGCAGCAUUUUGUGUUGCUACCCGGUUGUAUGUGCUGUGAAAACGAGAUUUUGUGGUUGAAUGGGGGAAUAUGCCGAAACAUUUUCGAUAAAUUACUCGUGCAUUAACCGCAGUUUUAAAAUUGAGUUUGCUAGGGAAAAAAAAGAUGGAUCUUCAGUUUUUAUUAGCUGCCCUUGUGACUUUUCUUUUAAUUUUGUCAUUAUAAAAAAAUCCAUUGGUAUAUUGUACCUUAA
Messenger RNA from Manis javanica (Malayan pangolin), 1171 nucleotides. It is a transcript of the gene SFT2D3, whose product is annotated as SFT2 domain containing 3. Lineage: Eukaryota; Metazoa; Chordata; Mammalia; Pholidota; Manidae. Gene Ontology annotation, cellular component: membrane. The record is from RefSeq and is a predicted model, not a curated record. Gene Ontology annotation, biological process: vesicle-mediated transport.